Messenger RNA from Gossypium raimondii (Peruvian cotton), 1516 nucleotides. Its product is annotated as jasmonate-induced oxygenase 2. The coding region runs from base 126 to 1211 and encodes 361 amino acids. Lineage: Eukaryota; Viridiplantae; Streptophyta; Magnoliopsida; Malvales; Malvaceae. The transcript has 3 exons. The record is from RefSeq and is a predicted model, not a curated record.
AGAUACUUCCAUUGUUAUCUCCCAUUGAUAAAUCUCUUCAACUUUCAAGUCCCUAAAAAACCCCUUUUUUUCUCUUAAUUUUUCGUUGUUCUUUUUCCCUUUACUGUUUGUGUUUUUUUCCUUACAUGAUGAACAGCUUACAAGAUUGGCCCGAACCAAUAGUCCGUGUUCAAUCCUUGUCCGAAAGUGGUUUAUCAAUGAUUCCUGAUAGAUACGUUAAACCACUUUCGGAUAGACCAUCGUCAAACCGGCCCGAAAACGGCGACGCUAACAUACCGAUCAUCGACCUUACCGGUUUAACCGACGACGAAACCGAGCUAUCUCGAUCAACAAUGGACCGGAUUUCUUCGGCGUGUCGGGAUUGGGGCUUUUUCCAGGUUGUAAACCACGGCGUUAGCCCUGGUUUAAUGGACCAAGCUCGGGAAACUUGGCGGAGCUUCUUCCAUUUGCCUAUGGAGAUUAAACAAGCUUAUGCUAACUCACCAAAGACGUAUGAAGGUUAUGGUAGUAGAUUAGGGAUUGAGAAAGGUGCCAUUCUUGAUUGGAGUGAUUACUAUUAUCUCCACUAUCUUCCUUUAACUCUUAAAGAUUACAACAAAUGGCCUGGUUCUCCCGAUUACUGCAGGGAAGUGAUUGAUGAAUAUGGGAAGGAAUUGGUGAAACUAGGUGGGAGAAUAAUGAAGUUUUUGUCUAUAAACCUUGGGUUAGACGAAAGCCAUCUUCAGAAUGCAUUUGGUGGGGAAAAUAUCGGGGCAUGUGUAAGGGUUAAUUUUUAUCCCAAGUGUCCGCAACCCGACCUUACUCUUGGUUUAUCGUCGCACUCAGAUCCCGGUGGCUUGACCAUUCUAUUACCGGACCCUGAAGUCCCUGGACUUCAAGUCCGAAAAGAUGAUCGAUGGAUAACUGUUAAACCCGCUCGUCAUGCGUUUAUUGUCAACAUCGGCGAUCAAAUUCAGGUCCUAAGCAAUGCAAAUUACAAAAGUGUAGAGCACAGAGUGAUUGUAAAUUCAGGCGUGGAAAGGUUAUCAUUGGCAUUUUUUUACAACCCAAAAAGUGAUAUACCAAUUAAACCGAUCCGAGAAUUGGUUUCUGCAGAUAAACCGGCUUUAUAUCCACCAAUGACAUUUGAUGAAUAUAGGCUCUUCAUUAGAUUAAAUGGUCCUAAAGGUAAAUCCCAAGUGGAGUCUCUAAAGUCUCCAAGAUGUCAUUGAUACUAUUAUUAUUAUUUGGAUUUGAAUUGUUUUAUCAAUUUUAGGGUUAUUCGAGCUUUUUGGAUCGAGUCAACCUUUGAUUCAAAUAAUUAUAAAUUACUUAUUUAGGUCAUUUUGAGUUCGAUCCAUCCUCAGUUAUUGUCAUUCUGGGUUUAGGUUAUUGACUUUAUAUGGCUAAAUUUGAUUGCAUCAAGUUGGGAUUCGGAUUAAUCAAAUAUGAAAACUUUGGGCUCAGUUCAUUUGUAGACUAAUUCAUUCUUAGUUCGGGUUGUUGACUUUAUACAAUCAAAUUUGGUUGGCUGCCA